AUGUAUCUCCUCACCCCCCUCCUCUUCCUGCUGUUCCUCCGGUCAGCCGAGCCCAGGCGAGGCCCUCGCUCAGGGACUGGGGCGCAGUCAAGGUCCCGGGCUCUAAGAGGGGACCCCGGGGGCCCUGUGCGGGGCAGGGGCAGGCCCGGCGCUGUGAAACGUCAGACCCAGCAGUGUAAGGAGUACAUGGAGGCCGGGGAGAAGUACCUGGACUGCCAGGACAGACAGCUGACCACUGUGAUGCAGGACUGGCCCAAGGAUAUCAACCACCUCCUCCUUGCAAGAAAUAAGAUACAGGUUUUGAGAGACAACAUGUUCUCCCAGUUCACCCAGCUGAAGAGUCUGGACCUCCAGCAGAAUGACAUCUCCAUGAUGGAGUCGCAGGCCUUCAGCGGGCUCUCCCAGCUCACCACCCUGCUCCUGCAGCACAACCGGCUGAAAACCGCCACCGAGGAGGUCCUCCUCCCCUUACCACGUCUCACCUACCUCCGUCUCUACGACAACCCCUGGAGCUGCCACUGCUCCUUGGACAGCCUGGUCAGCACCCUGCAGGUACCUAGCAACCGAAACCUGGGCAACUAUGCCAAAUGCACCGAGCCCCCGUCGCUGAGGGGGCAGAAACUGAGGAAGCUGGACGUGGACUCGCUGUGCUUGGAUGACAACCACGUGGACAGGAGGCUGGUUGAUGAAAUGGGCAAGAAACCACAGUUUCCACCCACCAAAGUGAAACCAGAUGCCGCCUCUUUGUGUCGCACCUACAUGUUCCCCAAACCUCUGCUGGAUUGUAAAGGCAAAGAGCUAAAAAGUAUUCCAUCCGACCUGCCCUCAGACAUAGUGAAGAUGGACCUGUCCGAUAACAACAUCAAACAGCUCAGGACCAAGCACUUCUUGUUUGCCAAGGACCUCAAGCAGCUCAACCUCAGCAGCAACAGCCUUGAACAUAUAGACACAGGUGCAUUCUCAGGCCUGCUGUACCUCCGUGAGCUUGACCUGUCCAACAACAGUCUCCAUUAUUUCCAGUACAGCGUGUUGGAGGACCUCUACUUCCUACGGAAGCUCUCACUGGCCAACAACCCCUGGAUCUGCGACUACAACAUCCACUACUUGAUCUACUGGCUCAAGCACCACCCGGGGGUCUCCUAUUCCGGUCUGGUCUGUACUGAGCCCCGGGAGUUCAGGGGCUGGGCUGUUGAGGAGUAUGUCAAGACCUACAAUGGCGAGUGUCCCAAGGACAGACAAACGGGGAAAACUGACAUGGGACAAGGUGGGUCAGAAAAUGAUGCGCAGGAGCUGUUGGUGGAGACGGACGAACGUCUGCCAAGCCCCCUGAGAGAAAACAAGCCGAAAAGGUUUGAGAUCAUAAGGCUGAGUUAGGGAGAGAGGUGAACAAGAGGACUGUUUUCAAACAAUGGGGGAACAACUCAGGGGUUUACAAUUGGGGAAAUUGGACAUAGUCGUUUCUUAGCCUUAGGUUUUGUUGCUGAGCUGUUGAAUAAUGGACUAACUGACCAAAUAAUAAACGGUAGACUCAGUGAGGUGAUAUUAUUCUCAAUAAUAAUAAUAAUAAU
Molecule: messenger RNA, 1568 nt
Organism: Lampris incognitus (smalleye Pacific opah)
Lineage: Eukaryota; Metazoa; Chordata; Actinopteri; Lampriformes; Lampridae
Gene: lrrc17
Product: leucine rich repeat containing 17
Exons: 4
Coding region: 1-1374 (457 amino acids)
Molecular function (GO): protein binding
Source: RefSeq, a predicted model, not a curated record